Gigantopelta aegis is the source of this 568-nucleotide messenger RNA. RefSeq names its product conodipine-P2-like. The coding region runs from base 125 to 508 and encodes 127 amino acids. The record is from RefSeq and is a predicted model, not a curated record. The transcript has 3 exons. Gene Ontology annotation, biological process: phospholipid metabolic process; arachidonate secretion. NCBI's taxonomy places the organism in Eukaryota, Metazoa, Mollusca, Gastropoda, Neomphalida, Peltospiridae. Gene Ontology annotation, molecular function: A2-type glycerophospholipase activity.
GGCGAACCGGAUGGACGUGCUUGAUCCUUCAGUGGACUUAAGCAUAUAAAUAGAGGUUUUGGUGGGUAGCCUUUUUCACAACACAGACACACCAACGUCACGCUUGCAAGCAAGGAAGUACACCAUGUUGAAAGAAGCGCUGUUGUUUCUUAUCGUGUCUCUGGCUGUAGUUGUUAUAACGGAAGCACGUGGCCGGUGCGACCGCAAUGGAGCAGACGGAUGUAGCAUCCCCGGUAAACUCCCCUUUUUCUACAAGAAACGGUUUAAGGCAGCAUGUAACAAACACGACAUCUGUUACUACUGUGGUAGCGCUCGACACGUCAGCCGGAAGUCGUGCGACAGUUACUUCCUGUCCAACAUGAAGAAGACGUGCAACUGCCUGACGCCAUUUUGUAAUCGUACUGCCUGGGUCUACUACCUCGCCGUUAGGGCCGGCGGUCACAAGUACUUCCAAAAUCAGUCGGCGUGGUUUUGCAACCAGAGUUGGGUUCCCAGUUGCAUGAAAUAGGCCAAACAUUCGCAAAGAGGGAGGUAACUCCACGUUUUGAGAAUAAACAAGGCAACACAA